This is a messenger RNA of Ostrea edulis (European flat oyster), 2725 nucleotides long. RefSeq names its product glycosylphosphatidylinositol anchor attachment 1 protein-like. Bases 172 to 2169 code for a protein of 665 amino acids. The record is from RefSeq and is a predicted model, not a curated record. Lineage: Eukaryota; Metazoa; Mollusca; Bivalvia; Ostreida; Ostreidae. Gene Ontology annotation, cellular component: membrane; GPI-anchor transamidase complex. Gene Ontology annotation, biological process: attachment of GPI anchor to protein. The transcript has 13 exons.
GCCUGUUUGACAACGAUCACACCGUGUAAAACCAUCAAAAAUUAUCAAUCGAUCUUCGAUGAUUUUCUUGUGCUAAAAGUACGUUAUGGCUGUUGUUUAUGUACUGUAAUUUGUAGAAUAUCAUGAAAUAUCUGUAUUUUAAGAUCAGGAUCGAGUAAUCAGUAAAACACUAUGGGUCUGCUAACCGAUCCUAAACGACAGAAGAAGAUAGUGGAUGUUAUAUCUAAAUAUAACAACAUCCUGUGCGUGCUGUGCUAUCUGUGUGGAGUGGUUGGGUUUAUGGCUUUGGCCUAUCAGCCGUUCAAUGGAGCUACAUAUUUCUCUGAAAAUGCUCUCUUGCCGGGAUUGGUUACGAAUGAAUUCUACGCAGAGAUAAAUAUGAAUGCUUUAGCAGCAGAACUAAAACAGGAAUUCAACAAAGACAAGAGGAAAGUGCCCAGAGAAUGGAUUUACAAUCACUUCAGAGAAAUUGGACUGGACACUUACAUUCAGAAUUAUUCCAUAAAAUAUCCAUUGGAUAUUGCAAAGGGACAGAAUAUUCCAGGACAGAACGUAUACGGAAUCUUGAGAGCAAAGCGAUCUGCCAGCACAGAAGCUGUUGUCAUGUUAACGCCACUGCGGCCCAAGGAUUCUGACUUAGCCUCAACCACUGGCGGCAUUGUUCUGAUGAUGGCCAUGGCUCAGUACUUCAGAAGGCAGACAUAUUGGUCCAAGGACAUUAUAUUCCUGGUGUCGGACCACGAACAGAUAGGACUACAGGCUUGGCUGGAUGGGUAUCAUGACAUUAAGUCCGAAUACAUUGUACCCAGUGAUGUGAUGGGAAGAAGUGGUGCUAUCCAGGCUGCAAUCAAUCUGGAAAUUCCGGAUGGAAAUAUCCGCUAUUUUGAUGUGAAGAUCGAGGGUAUGAAUGGUCAGCUCCCGAACCUUGACCUGUUUAACCUUGUCAUCAGAAUCUGCAACCAGGAGAGAGUGGAUGUAACUCUCCACAGGAAUAAUGACCCCAUGGAUCCCCAGUCCCUGGAGGGUUACCUACAGAGUGUACAGACUAUGCUGGAGAUGAUGUGGUCCCAUGCAGCUGGCACCCCCUCUGGGAAUCAUGGACUCUUCCACAAGUAUCACAUAGAGGCCGUGACACUGCAAGGAAUUCGGAGGAAACAUAGUAACUAUGCUUUUCCUUUGGAAAGAACAGGAAGAAUCCUAGAGGGUAUUUUUCGAAGUUUGAACAAUCUCCUAGAAAGAUUUCACCAAUCUUUCUUCUUCUACAUUCUUCCUGGUACCAGAAACUACAUAUCCAUUGGGAUGUACAUGCCGCCGUUUGGUCUGAUAUGUGCAGCAGGACUCAUCAAAGCCAUAGCUAUAUGGGUAACACUGAAGAAGGACGUGGAGGAUUCUGAGGAGAAAGAAAAGAAAUCGGAAGAGGAAGAGGAGAAGGGGGAGGAGACUGAAAAGGGUGAUAAGGAAGCUGAGGCUCUGGAGAAAGAGGUCGAGGAGCUGAGGAAGGCUGUCUUGGAGGAGGAGGGGGAGGAGGAGGCCUCGUCUGAGGGGCUGAUCUCCAUCAUGCCUGUUAUAUUGAUCAGUGUAAUGAUGGGCGUGUUCUCCUAUACUGGACCGGACCUCAUCACCAUGUCAGCCCCGCCCUUCAGAAUCAAGAUGGAGGACAACAUAAGCUUUGGACUUAUGGCCUUAUACACAGCUUCUCUGAUGGUUCCUCGACUUAUAAGCAGGAAGCAGCCAGGAGCCAGUAAAAAGCUGAUUUUUGAUUGGAGGUUACUGAAGUGUGUCACCUUGCUGUUCCAGUCACUGGUUCUGUUUUCCAUUUCUCUGAUGAACAUCUCCCUGGCCUUCUUUCUAGCUGUAGUUCUUAUUCCCAUCACAGUCGUAGUACAACCAACCAAAAGAAGGCUGGUGCUGUGGGCUCAGAAAGGCAUCCUCCUCCUGGUAUCACCAGCUGUGUUACUAUUUAUAGCAUCAGUGAUCACAAGUUACGGAGGAAAAAACAAAGACUUUCUGGAUUUACUUGGAAACGCCUGGAGCUUUAUGAAGACCAAUAUGUUUCUCACAAUCAUCGACAAAUACUUCUUUGGCAGCUGGAUGUUUAGUUUAUUUUCUUUCCUUAUGUUACCAAACUGGUUGAUGUUUUGGUGUAUAGUACAUUGUCAUAUUGAUUAGAAGAUUAUUUUUGUAACAUUUUACACAUAGAGCAAUCCACAAUACAAUACAUGUGUCUUUUUGUGUGUGCAUUCCCUCCAGUGAUUAACGAAAAUGAUUCCAGGUGGACAAUAUUUAGUUUUAUAACAGCUUGAGGAAUGGAUAAGCUGGAAUACAUGUGUGAUAUUUCAUUGUUUUUGUUAACAUGUUGGACUUUUGUGUCAAUGUCUUUGCUGCAGAGAACUUGGAACAAGUACACCAUGUAUCGUAAUUGUUUAUCAUUUAUUCAUGUUUUGCAUUUUAAUUUUUUUUUUAUAACAAAUUGCCAUCAUAAUGAUCGUUAUUUACAAAUAGUCAGAAUUUUGUUUUUCAUUAUAAGACUCAUUGUUGCUUUCUUAGAUAAGUGAAGCGCUUUACGCUCAGAUUUUUUUUCCAGUCAACAAUUUUGUAUUUUCUCGGAUCGUGUGAAACAUAGUGCUGUGUGAGUAUUUCCUUGUUUUGUUAGUAAGAACACUAAAUAUUUUGAUACAUGUAUUAUAUGUGCAAUAAAUCAAUAUAAAAAAGUAGUAAAAACAAA